AAGAUCUCCAGGGCGAGCUGCCAUGAGCACCUGAGAGAGUAUAAGGACUGAAGUCCCAGGGCAAAGGGACUUCUUGGACCUGUGGAGCUUCAAAAUAGGCCCCUUUUUCUUAUUCAAAAGUACAUAUAUAAAAGCGUGAAUACAAUGUGAGAGAGUGUUAUUUGCCUGUGGUCUUGGCAGGGGAGACCAAGCUGUAUGUCUCCCAAUCAGGGUACAGGUGGCCGGGUCCGAGACUUGAAGAUUGCUGGUGGGGCACAGGCCUGGUGAGUUGCCUUUUCUGCCACUCUGCACCUCUCCUUUCUCCUGGAUUGUAAACCCCAUGCACAAGAACUGUAGAGUGUACGAAGAAUGCAGCAGAGGAUGAAGAGGGAAAAUCCCAUGGAAUCUCUCCUUUUCACUUGUCAUAAGCAUUUCUCGUAUAGCUAAAGAUCCUUCCUAAAGAUUUCUUGUUUUGUUUUGUUUUUCCAUGUUGAUGAAGGUCACAUGGGAUCCUGACACCAUUUGGAGGAGAUUCAGAGAAGUAUGAAGAACACAAAGCACUUCGCUGGCCCGCUGUGGGCCUCUGCCCAGCACUCCUUUUCUGUGACACUCAUGCAUCAUCCUGCAUCCCGUGUUCUCUGUGCCUCAUGUCAUCUGUACAUCAUGCCCCUGAUUGCUGACUCCGCCCGCCUGCCACACCGGCUCUGUCUGGAGCCACUGAGACUCUUGGGAUCCAGUCCACACACACCCUUCAGAGGGCACUCUGGCCAGAGAAAUGCUUCCACGGCCCAAAGCCCCUGCCUCCCCUAGACGUCCCCAGACCCCAACCCCGAGUGAGCAGGACGGGGACCCUGGGCCAGCAAGCCCCAGGGACACCGAAGCCCAGCGUCUGCGGUUCCGACAGUUCCAGUACCAUGUGGCGGGCGGGCCGCACCUCGCGCUGGGCCAGCUCUGGUCGCUGUGCCGCCAGUGGCUGAGGCCCGAGGCGCGCUCGAAGGAGCAGAUGCUUGAGCUGCUGGUGCUGGAGCAGUUCCUGGGCGCGCUGCCCAGCAAGAUGCGGACCUGGGUGCAGUCACAGGGCCCCCGAAGCUGCAGGGAGGCCGCCAGCCUGGUGGAGGACCUCACACAGAUGUGCCAGCAGGAAGUUCUGGUAUCUCUGGACUCGGUCGAACACCAGGACUGGAGUUUCGGUGAGGAGGAAGACGGGAAGAGCCCAAGGUCCCAGAGAGAACCAUCCCAGGCGUCUGAGCUGAUCGUGGAUGCCGCAGUGGCAGCCCCGGCACCCCCAGAGGAAAGCGAGUGGCUGGAGCCCACCCAGCUCCCGCAGAGUCUGCACACCAGGGCGGAGGCCGAGCCACCCCGCGCCCCUGGCUCGAUGGGGUCCCGGGCCCGCCUGCCUCUGAAGCCGAGUAUCUGGGACGAGCCUGAGGAUCUUCUCCCAGGGCCCUCCUCAGACCUGCGGGCAGAAGGGGCUGUGACCUCGGGCCCCAAGGGUCUGAGUGCUCAGAGAAUCAGUCCCCGAAAGAAAAACAGGAACGCCAACCAGGGCGGCCGCCAGCAGCCAUCCCUCAAGCACACCAAAGGCGGCACCCAAGAGGCUGCUACAGGCGCCUCGGGAGCGCCGCGUGGGCCCCGAAGCGGGCGGCCCUUCCAGUGUGCCGACUGUGGGAUGGUCUUCACCUGGGUCACCCACUUUAUCGAGCAUCAGAAGACCCAUCGCGAGGAGGGGCCCUUUCCGUGCUCUGAGUGCGGCAAGGUCUUCCUGCACAGCUCUGUCCUCGCUGAGCACAGCAAGAUCCACCUGCUGGAGCCACCCAAGAAGAAAGGCCCCCGGAGCAAGGGCCCCCGGGAAUCCGCCCCACCCAGGGAUGGGGCCCAGGAUCCGGCGGCCCCUCACAGCCCCAAGAGGCCCUUCCAGUGCAGCGUCUGCGGGAAGUCCUUCCCCUGGAUGGUCCACCUCAUCGACCACCAGAAGCUCCACACGGUUCAUGGCCACAUGUGAAUGGCCAGCCUCGGGCCUCAGCCACCCAGCCUUGAAUCCCUGGGGGGCGCCGAUGGGCCCCAGAAGGUGGGGUCAUCCCCCAGCCCCACCAAUCCCUGGCCACCGCUGUUUCACAGAAGAUCCUGGACACCUGCUCUGCGGUCUCCACCCGGCAUGGGAGGGGGCAUCCUAGGGUCUCAGCUGAGAGGCAGCAGUUCCACAGCACAGCGUGGUCAAUCCUGCACACUGUGUUUUGCAAGUGGAUUGAAGAUGAGUUUCAAUAGCAUCUCAUCUUUCAGAAGCCUUGUGAGGGUCUACUUGUGAGUAUCUGAACCUGCCGCUGGGUUUU
This is a messenger RNA of Saimiri boliviensis boliviensis (Bolivian squirrel monkey), 2309 nucleotides long. It is a transcript of the gene ZSCAN1, whose product is annotated as zinc finger and SCAN domain containing 1. NCBI's taxonomy places the organism in Eukaryota, Metazoa, Chordata, Mammalia, Primates, Cebidae. The record is from RefSeq and is a predicted model, not a curated record.